Eublepharis macularius is the source of this 3047-nucleotide messenger RNA. It is a transcript of the gene EPN3, whose product is annotated as epsin 3. Gene Ontology annotation, biological process: endocytosis. The transcript is spliced from 11 exons. Gene Ontology annotation, cellular component: plasma membrane; clathrin vesicle coat; endosome. Lineage: Eukaryota; Metazoa; Chordata; Lepidosauria; Squamata; Eublepharidae. The record is from RefSeq and is a predicted model, not a curated record. Bases 693 to 2645 code for a protein of 650 amino acids. Gene Ontology annotation, molecular function: phospholipid binding; clathrin binding.
GAGAGCAGCCAGGUUUUCACAGCGAAGCAGGCACAUUAUUCCGCACCUCUCACACGCCGGCGCCCCUCCGGCCAGAGCCCGCUUCGUCCCUCGAGCGAACUUGCCAGGUGGGGCGAGAGAGGCGGCUGGCCGGAUGCCUCUCCGAGCGGGAUGGAUUUAGGACGUGGGAGGCCGGACCAGCGCCUGGCUUCUCGGCUCUGCCGGGGAAACGAAGGGGACUGGUGAAUGUUCCCGCGGCAGACUGUAGAGCCUGCUCCUGACACCGCCGCCGCCGCCGCAGGGAAUGCCCGAGCUGGCGCCCGGACCUCGGCCGCCGCAAACAGCCUGAGCCCUGGUCCCUGCGGUCCAGCGCAACUCUCGGGGAGGAAGCGGGACUCGGGCGGCAGAGCGGGAAAGGACUAAAAUGAGAAGUGCCAGGGCUUAUACCGGCCUUGAAGUCAUGUCUUCCAUCAAUCCCACAUCUGCAAUGUGUGAGAACGGUGCUAAGGAUGAAGUACUCUGCCUGUGCAGAAGGACCCUAAAAACACAUUUCAUUUUUCCUGGAUCCUGUCCAGAUCAAAGUACUUGCUGAAAGGAUAAUGACCUUUAACUGAGGAUGCUGGGGCUUUGGUUCUCCCUCUGAGUUCCUAUCCAUUUGUCCUCCGUUGCUUCAUUCCUUACUGUAAGUUGACAACUUCCAUCAGGGUUCAGCCAUGACUACUUCUGCCUUGCGUCGGCAGGUAAAGAACAUUGUGCACAAUUAUUCCGAGGCUGAAAUCAAAGUGCGCGAGGCCACUUCCAAUGAUCCUUGGGGGCCUCCUAGCUCCUUAAUGUCUGAGAUUGCAGACUUGACCUUCAACACGGUGGCAUUUGCGGAGGUCAUGGGUAUGAUCUGGAGGCGGCUGAAUGACAGCGGCAAGAACUGGCGUCACGUCUACAAGGCACUGACUCUUCUGGACUACCUCAUCAAAACCGGCUCUGAGAAAGUGGCACAUCAGUGCCGGGAGAAUUUGUACACCAUCCAGACUUUAAAGGAGUUCCAGUACAUAGACCGUGAUGGGAAGGACCAGGGUAUCAAUGUCCGGGAAAAGGUCAAGCAGGUUAUGAGCCUGCUGAAGGAUGAGGAGAGGCUGAAGCAGGAGAGAACCUAUGCCCUGAAGACCAAGGAGCGAAUGUCUCUUGAGGGCAUGAGUAUCAGCAGCAGCAGCAACAGCCAGCAGCUUUCCUACGGACGGCGAGCAUCCCAGUACGGAGAUGACUAUGGCAGAUCAAGAGGUUCUCCAUCCUCCUUCAACUCCUCUUCCUCGUCUCCUCGGUUCAGCUCUGACCUAGAACAGGCAAGACCACAGACUACAGGAGAAGAAGAGCUUCAGCUGCAGCUUGCCCUGGCCAUGAGUCGAGAAGAAGCCGAAAAGCAGCCACUUCCUCCAGCUUCCAGUACAGAUGAAGAUUUGCAAUUACAGAUAGCACUUACCCUGAGCAAACAGGAGCACGAGAAGGAAGUUAGAGCAUGGCAAGGAGAAAACUCACUGUUACAAAAGGCACUGGAAGAGAGCAACCUAAGUACAGAGAAGGAGGAGGAAGAUGAUAAGAUGAAGAAAAGCCAGUCUUCUGUGUUGGAGCUGGCAGACAUUUUUGGACCAGCACCUGCACCUUCUACCCACACGUCAGCCGACCCAUGGGAUAUUCCAGAUAGCAAACCCACCGUAGAGUCAACAGGAGCAUCCUGGGGCCCCACUGCCGACCCCUGGGUUCCAGUAUCUUCUGUGGAUCCUCUUGGUCAGAUGACAUCAUCUACUAAUCAAGCAUCUCCGGGGCCCUGGAAUCUUCCACCCAUUUCCUCUUCUGCCUCAUCCUCUGAUCCAUGGGGAAUGAAGUCCCUGUCUUCAAGUGUCUCCUCUUCAGACCCCUGGGGAAAGUCCUCACCACCUGUUCCAGUCUCCGCAGGCUCUGCUUCUACUGCCGAUCCCUGGGGAGGCUGUACUGAUAAGCCUUCCACAGCUAGCAGUGCUACUUUUGACUUGUUUGCAAAACUACCAGAACAAGUGGAUCAGGAAGAGCAUGACAGCAUCCAGGCUCCAUCAUCUGUGAAAUCUAACAGCCCCAUAGACGUGGACCUGUUCGGAGACCUUAUUCCAAGCACCAAGGAGAACGGCAUCAAGAAUAAGGACAUUUUUGAUGUUACGGAUUUAGGAGACUCUCUUCCUGAUGCUAAGAAGGACAAAAAGGAUUUCAAAACGCCAGAGACCUUUCUUGGCCCAAACGCCUCUUCCUUGGUUAAUUUAGACUCCUUGGUCACAGCACCCCAGAGCUUGAAAUCUCGUAAUCCAUUUUUGGCAGGUCUCAGCACGCCUUCUCCCACCAAUCCAUUCAACAUCACUGACCAGCCCAAACCAACUCUCAACCAGAUGCGCACGAGCUCCCCAGUGCCCAGUGUAGCUGUGGGAAUGUCCAUGAACUCCAUGUCCUACAGCACUUCCCUCCCUCUUCCGCUCAGCAGCAUCCCAUCGGCAAUGACACUCCCAGCCUCCAUGAGUGCCUUCCCUCAGGCUGGCACAAGGCCUUUCCCAGAGAUACCCCAAAACUUGCCUCAACCUCUCCUACCACUGUCUGGCUCAGGUCACCCUUCUCUACCUUCUCAAGGCAGUAUGAACCCUUUCCUUUGAGAAGAUGCUGUCUGUAUUUUGUGAACUCUCUUGUUCCUUCCUUAGCUGUUACGAAAAUCUUCCCAUGCCAAAGCUUCAUGGCACUGGCUCGUACAUUGUGAUGGAGGACAUUUCACCCUGGAAGCUCUUCUGCUAGAUUCUGUCCAAGACAGAGACAAGCAGGCAUGCACCUCCUUCCUUGAAGAGUAACCAAGGAGCCGGCACUCCGUGUUGAGCAUUGGCUAGAGUCUGCUUCUGGUGGCAAUAGGGACAUUCCAGUCACCAGCUGGUACUCUUGAUGGGCAUAAAAACCAGAGAUGGUCCCUUAAGAAGGGCUGUACUUUUGAGAGCCUCUGUUCUCCAGCGUUGUUUUAUUCUGGUACACACAGAAAUUAAGAUAAAAUAUAAAUUAACUCAUAAAGA